Mercurialis annua (annual mercury) is the source of this 4695-nucleotide messenger RNA. RefSeq lists its product as uncharacterized. Bases 1 to 4695 code for a protein of 1564 amino acids. Lineage: Eukaryota; Viridiplantae; Streptophyta; Magnoliopsida; Malpighiales; Euphorbiaceae. Gene Ontology annotation, molecular function: RNA-DNA hybrid ribonuclease activity; nucleic acid binding. The transcript is spliced from 6 exons. The record is from RefSeq and is a predicted model, not a curated record.
AUGGCAUCGUCAAGUUUGACUAAAGUGUAUUCUCGCACGGUGAUCGCGGAGGAGGAGGAUGAAGGGUUGGAUGUGGCGGAGGUGGGGGAAGGAAUAGUGGAGGAGGGCCUUGAGUGGUGUUUGAUUUUUGCUGGAGUGUGGAAGCCGGUUCAUAAAGUGUCUAUAGAAAUGCUGGAAUCGAAUUUAUUCUUGUUCAAGUUUUAUCAUGAAAUGGAUAUGAAGAGGGUAGUGGAUGAUGGCCCGUGGACAUUUGAACAAAAUUUGUUGAUUACCAAGCGGUUGGUGAUUCUGAGUUUUCUCUAUGGGUAUGCAACGGAGAAGAUUGGGGAGAAUAUUGGUAAUUUUGUAGGUCGUUUUGUGGCCUGUGAUCUGAAUCCGGUCAAGGGAACAGGGACGAAAUCUUUUCGUAUUCGGGCGAGUUUGGAUAAUCCUGUUCCAAAGGAGUUCUUACCGUAUGGGACAUGCAUGAGGGUGGAAAAUAGAAAACCAAGGGUUAAUACUGGUGAUCAGUGGCUACGUCCGACGAGUCCUUCUAGGGUUACUUACGAAGAUGAUGAUGUUGAGGUGGAGGAUUUGAAUGGUAGGUUGGAGGAAAAUCUGGUCAUUACAAAUCACAAUAUAGAUUUGAAUUUGAAUACGAGUAAAGGAAGAAGGAAAGUGGGUCAGACUAGUGAUUCUAGCUCCCUGAUUGCGGGAAAGAAUCUAAAUUCAAAUUAUCUAACAGAUUUGAGUUUGGCUGGAAAGAUAUUAGGAGAGGGGGAUGAGUUGACUUUGGACUCUAAAAGGAAAAGACUUGAAGCUGGGCUUGCUGAGGGGUUUGGAGGUAUUGGGCCGGAUUUUCAGAAGGAAGCUAUGAUUAUCGACCCAAAAAUUGAUAGUGUGGGGCGUAGUGGUGGUUUGGUUUUGUUCUGGAAAGGGAGUUUUGAUGUUGAGAUUAUAAGCUCUUGUGCUAGUUUUAUUGAUGUGGUAGUGUCUAAUGGUGAAGGUGGUAGGUGGAGAUUGACGGGUUAUUAUGGUUUUCCUGAAAGACAUCGGCGAAGAGAUUCUUGGCAGCUUUUGAAAGAUCUUAGCAGCCAAUCUCAUCUUCCUUGGUGUAUUCUUGGGGAUUUCAAUGAUUUACUUUGUAGAGAUGAGAAGCGAGGAGGUCGUGGUCAGCCAAUGUGGAUGAUCAAUGGUUUUCGAGAGACAAUUCUAGAGUGUGGCUUGAUUGAUAUUGGUGCGAAAGGUCAUAAAUUUACGUGGGAGAGGGGUCGUGGUACUAAUGGGUGGAUUGAGGAACGGUUGGAUAGAGUUUUAUGUAACAAUGACUGGAAGGAGAUGUUUUCUUCAGCUGAAGUUUGCAAUUUGAGUGUAUCGACAUCAGACCAUAAACCUAUCUUAACUACCCUGGCGAGAAGGUUGAACUGUAGGAUGAAAAAGCGGUUCAAGAGUUGGGGUGGUUUGCCGGGUGACAGCCUUUCAGUGUGUAUCAGUAAGACCUCGAAGGCGUUAGAGAGUUGGAGUGGAAACAGGUUGCCUAAUUUUUCUAAGAUGAUUGAGGCGAAAAAAUUGCAAAUUGACAGGCUUCAGGGUAGACGAGAUGAGAAUAGCAUGAACAACUAUAUUCAAAGUACCGAGGAAUUGCAUAGUUUGUUGGAGGAGGAGGAGGAGGAAACCUAUUGGAGACAGCGCGCCAAAAGUUUUUGGAUGAAAGCAGGUGAUUCAAAUUCCAAAUUUUUUCAUUCAGCGGCUUCGGUAAGGAAACGCAGAAAUAGGUUGUUAAAGCUGAGAGAUGAUGAUGGUAACUGGAAACAUUCGGAGGAGGAGAUAAACGAUACUUUGAGGAAGUAUUUUGUCAAUUUAUUUGUUGGUAAUGGUAGUAAUCCGGAGUUGGUUGAGUUCGAUGUUGAUAAUACUGUUACUGAUGAUCAAAAUGAGAGUCUUGUGCAGCCUAUUACGGAAGAGGAAGUUCGGAGAGCGGCUUUUAGCAUGCAUAAUGAAAAGGCUCCGGGACCGGACGGUCUUAAUCCAGCUUUUUACAAGCGGUAUUGGAGCAUAGUAGGGGCUGAUGUAGUUUUGAUGUGCAUGAAGUUUAUGGAGACGGGAAAACUAGAAGUUGGCCUGAAUGAUACUUGUAUUACUUUAAUUCCUAAAAGUAAUGAUCCUGAAUUUGUAACAGAUUUGCGUCCCAUUUCGCUUUGUAAUGUUGCUUAUAAGAUCUUGUCAAAAGUGCUUGCAAACAGAAUGAAACACUUGAUGCCUUGUAUUAUUUCGGAUACCCAAAGUGCUUUCGUUGAAGGUAGGCUUAUAACGGAUAAUUUCUUAGUGGCCUAUGAGAUUGGGCAUUUUUUGAAAAGAAAGCGGAGAGGCAAGUUAGGCGUGGCGGCUUUAAAAAUAGAUAUGAGUAAGGCAUAUGAUCGCUUUGAGUGGGGUUUCGUGAGAAUUAUGUUGCUGAAAAUGGGGUUUACCAUUCGAUGGGUAGAUUUAUUGAUUGAGUGUGUUUCCACGGUUUGGUAUGUUGCAAUUGGUGAUAGUUUUAGUGGAGAUCCGAUAGUGCCUAUUAGAGGGCUUCGGCAGGGAGAUCCCUUAUCGCCAUAUCUCUUCACUGUUUGCGCUGAGGGGCUGAGUAGACUGUUAGCUAUGGAGGAGAGGAGGGGUCGAUUACAUGGUGUUUCAAUUUGUAGGGGAUCGCCCGCAGUGAGUCAUUUACUGUUCGCAGAUGAUUGUUAUUUCUUUUUUAGAGCCUCCAAUGAAGAAGCGGAGGUUAUUAAGUCUGUUCUUGGUUCCUAUGAGAGCAUGUCCGGGAAAAAAGUUAAUCUUCAUAAGACUAGUAUUCUGUUGAGUAGGAAUGUGGUGGAGGAGUUGAAGUGUGGUAUCUGUGAGGUUCUUGGAGUAGUGGAAGUUGAUAACCACGGGAAGUAUUUAGGUUUGCCAUCGCUAGUGGGGAGAAAUAAGCGGGAAAUUUUUAAUUUUAUUAAAGAUAAGGUGUGGCAUAGAGUGAAAGGGUGGAGUUCAAAGGCGUUGUCGAGAGGGGGUAAAGAGAUUUUACUAAAAACGGUGGCUCAAUCAAUCCCCAAUUAUGUUAUGAACGUUUUUCUUAUUCCGCUUGAUUUAUGUGGUGAAUUAGAACGGAUGAUGAACUCUUUUUGGUGGGGAAGAAAUAGAGAGGAGAAAAAAGGUAUUUGUUGGGCGAGUUGGGAUAGGCUUUGUAAGACUAAAAAGUUUGGAGGCAUGGGUUUUAAGAAAAUUCAUGACUUUAAUAUUGCCAUGUUGAGUAGGCAAGCUUGGAGACUUAUUAAUAAUGGUAAUUGCUUGAUGAGUAAAGUCUUCAAAGCGAAGUAUUUUCCUUAUUCUAGUUUCUUGCAAGCGAAGUUAGGAUCAAAUCCUAGCUACGUUUGGAGAAGUAUUUGGUCGACUCAAAAGGUGAUGGUUGAGGGUGUUCGAGUUUGUAUUGGAGAUGGUCAUAAUACCGAGGUUUGGAAAGAUCCAUGGAUUUUAAAUGAAGAGUCUGGUUAUUUAGAGACAAACGCUUUACCACACUUGGAAGGGUGCAAGGUUUGGCAACUCUUUCAGAGUGAUAAAAAGGCAUGGGAUGAAGAGAUUCUUGGGGAUUUGUUUUUUGUUUCUGAUCAGAUGAGCAUUAAGUCUAUUCCGCUGAGUGUUAGAGAUAGACAGGACAGCUGGGUGUGGAUUUUUGAUAAGAAGAAGCGGUUCUCAGUGAAGAGUGUUUAUAGACGGCUUCGAGGCGAAGUGGAAGCGGACUAUCCUGUUAGCAAUGAUUUUAACUGGAAUAUUUUAUGGAAUUUACAGGUUCCAUUACACGUUCGAAGUUUCAUUUGGAGAGUUGCGUCUGGUUUUCUGCCGACAGUAGAUGCUCUUGCAAGGAAGUGUGUAUUCGUUAAUAGCGUGUGCCAAGUUUGCUGUGGGUAUAAUGAAUCUGUUGAACAUCUUUUGUUUCAAUGUGAAUAUGCUGUCAAGUGUUGGAGUCUUGUGAAGAUUCAUGGUUUGGUAGGGAAAGAGCUGAGCAUUAAGGUGUGGUGCCGGAUGUGGCUGGAAGAUUUGAGAAAGGAGGAGAAAGAGUUGGUGGCGAUGGUUUGUUGGCGGAUUUGGCUUAAUAGAAAUAAUGUGGUAUGGGGUAAAGCUGGUUUAGAGACUGCAGAUUUAGUUAAUAUGGCAAGCCAACAGCUCUGUUCCUGGAAAAGAGCUCGUAAGGAAGUUGAUGACUGUGUGGAUGUCUUGGGCGAAAAUGGUGAUGGUCUUGUAGUGUGGAAAUGUCCGGCGGAGAGGUGUCUGAAAGCAAACGUAGAUGCUGCGAUUUUUUCAAGCUUAAACAGUGCAGCUAUAGGAGUAGUGGUUCGAGAUGAUAGGGGAGAUAUUAUCCGUGCUAGACAAGUAAAAUUUGUGGGUAAAUUCGAUCCAAGGACAGAUGAAUUGAUGGGGAUUAGGGAAGCUUUGAGUUGGCUUAAAGGGUGGGAAAAUGUCACGGUGGAGUCCGACGCGAUGGAUGUUAUUCUUGAUAUUCGAAAUCCGAGUAGAGUACCCGGAGAUCUACUAGUCGAGGAUUGUGUUUUUUUAGCAAAACAGUUACCUAAUGUUUCUUUUGUUUAUGUAAGGCGAUCUGCGAAUCAAGCGGCCCAUUUAUUGGCCCGGAAUGCUUGUUCCUUGUCAGGUUAUCGGGAUUGGUUUUCGAACUAUCCGAAAUUCUUACUUCUGUAA